CGCCGCUACUGCGGCGUCCGGGGCUGGCGUCCCCCAGUGGAGGCGGAACAGAGGGUCUUGCGGAUGGCCCCUCUACCUGGGGCAGAGCUGAUCCAGAAGCCACGACAGCUCUACCGAUACUUGCUGCGUUGUUGCCGGCAGCUGCCAACCAAGGGCAUCCAAGAGCAUUACAAACAUGCUGUCAGGCAGAGUUUUCGAGUUCAUUCAGAUGAAGACAACCCUGAGAGAAUCCAGCAGAUUAUUAAAAGAGCCAUUGAAGAUGCUGACUGGAUCAUGAACAAAUAUAAAAAACAAAACUGAGACUCCAGAGCCCAAAGUGAAGCUGUCCUAGAGACAUUUAAAAUCCAGAGGUCUCUCUUCUCCUGGAGCCAGUCAGCAGCAGCAGUUUUGGAAUAUUCUUUGGCCCUGUUGGCUGAGAGAACAAGAAAUCAGGAGGAAAAAGCUAACAUCCGCUCAGACAGCUCUUCUCUCCACGGUCAUGUUUCCAGCAUCCUUUAUGUUUGCUCUUCCAGCCAGUCACGAUGUGAAAUUUGGGGAGAAUUUGGUGUUUUUUUGUUUCUUUUGUGUGUUUUUCAUUUUUGUUUUUUUAUUAUUUUACUUUGCGCUGAAAGUGAUUCAUUUAUUCUGGAGGUCUCUCUACCAUUCCCUGAGCCCCACGUCAGAUCUCCCCACAGUUGGCCGCUUGCACAGAGGAAAGCGAGUAGGCUUGAGAAGCCGACAGAUCUGGAUCUGAAGCCCAGCUCAGCAGCUUUUCUGGUGACUCGCCUUUAAGAUUGGUUUCCUACUUGAGGAGGAUUAAAUAAGAUGGAGUUGAAGUGCCUAAUGUAGGAUAUGGUACCUGCCAAUAAAUGUCCCUCUGAGGAAGCUGUUCUGCGCGGCCCCUUCCCUUCCCAUAGUGCUCUGCACAUCUCUGUUGUAGCACCCACUGCGUCACGUCUUAGUGAUUUGUUCGUGAGCUUGUCCUGUCCCAGCUUGGAGCCUCAGAGCCCCCAUGGGUGACUCAUGCUCAGCAGUCUACCAAGAUACUGCUCUUCAUGUCCCCUGUCCCUCCAUGCCCAGGGACAAAGAGGCCCUGGUCCUUGCCUUCAAGGAAUUUAGUUUCUUCAAAGUGGCAAAGUGUACACUACCUGAGACCAGCAAGAACACCAAAGCAGCUGUGGCAGACGCCAGGCCAGCAGGCCGCUUGAACCUGCAGUCUGUCUUCACUGGCCCUUCCCUGCCUUGCCAUAUCACGGAGGGAAGGGAGGGCAGGGGAGAAGGGGAGUAGGUCCAGGGGGAAGUGGCCAAGGUGGGUGGAGCUAUCACAAAAUGUAGAGAAACCACAAAAGGAUUUGAAUUUUCCCCAGGCACUCAGCCAGGGGGAUGAGCUAGCAUGUGUUCAUGUUCUUGCAAUUAUGUAACUUAAAGUGACAUCUAUAUGUACACAACUGACUGACA
Molecule: messenger RNA, 1437 nt
Organism: Urocitellus parryii (Arctic ground squirrel)
Lineage: Eukaryota; Metazoa; Chordata; Mammalia; Rodentia; Sciuridae
Gene: Lyrm9
Product: LYR motif containing 9
Source: RefSeq, a predicted model, not a curated record